Messenger RNA from Effrenium voratum, 969 nucleotides. Lineage: Eukaryota; Dinophyceae; Suessiales; Symbiodiniaceae. The record is from the annotation of a GenBank genome assembly.
AGAUGGCCACGAAGAUGAAGGUUUCUAAGAAAGGCACCAAAAGCGAGAUCAGGGCAAGGCUCCAGGCAAGGCAGACCCAGGCCUGCUCGACCAAGGGGGCAGGAGCUGCACCUGCGUUGGCGGACGAGCGACGGGGAGCGCAGGCAAUUGCUCAUGUGGAGGCUGAAGAAGUGGACGGCCAUAUCGCCGAAAGCCAGGUGGAUAAAGAAGCUCCAGUUGACCUCACGUCGCCAGCUGGCUGGUCUCAAGAAGGCCCAGUGAGCCGUGCGACCCGAAACUUGCAAGUGCAAGUCAGCAAGCUGGAGCCCAGCAAGCGUGGUGGGCGCAGAGCAAAGAUGGCUGAUAAGCCAAAGCCGAAGAAGCGAGCUGAGCCUGUGUGUCUGGACGACAGCGACUUCGGUGGGCGCAGAGCAAAGAUGGCUGAUAAGCCAAAGCCGAAGAAGCGAGCUGAGCCUGUGUGUCUGGACGACAGCGACUUCGAGAUCUCGCGCUGCUGGCUGCAGGCCCAUGCCAAGAAGUUUGCCCAAGACUUGCAUGAGAAAGAGGACUUCACUGGAAACCGCGUCAGCUUUUCCAAGAACUCCUUGCUGGCGUUGCAGAUGUCCCUUGAGAUGUUUGCGCAGGAGUGGAUGACAGACUGCGCCCUAUUGGCGCAGCACGGAAAGCGCACCACGGUGUGCAAGAGUGAUCUCGCGCUCUCCUUGCUGAUGCGCAACGAGGGCUGGGUGGGCGGCAAGCACAAGGAAAUUCACGAGGAGGUCGAGGCGGCGCGCGCUCAGAACAAGAAGCUGCGGAAAAGCCAGCGUGACUGUGCUGAGGUGAAAUUGCCGACGGUCAGGCAGAUUGAGAAGAUGGUCUUCGGAGAUUGAGCCUGCAGCACAUGACAGAUCGCGUGAGCCCCUGCAAUUUUGGUAGUAACUUUCGCAUUUUCGAGCAGUGCGCGCCAACCCUGCUGCGUUCAGAGAAGAG